UAAUGGUAGAGUAGUAACGAGUCCAUUUCUAAGGAUUGCUUGGAGCCACCGCUUCUCUCAUAUCUACACUUGCUGUUUAACCUCUGGAGGUUAUUAAAAUGGUCAUGAUCGUUAAAUCCAAUCCAGCCAACUACAGACUGACAAGCACAUAUGGAUCAGCCGAAUACAUACUAAUCAAUGAAGGACUCAACGGAUUUUAUCGCGGCUUGCGUAGAAUUUUCCCCCAUUACAUAAGGCCCUGCAUUAGUUAGAAACAUGAGCGCUGGCUUCCUCUAUUUUCAAAUGCUAUCCUAUGUUACAAGCGUGGACCGUAAUGUUUCCCAAGACUUUCUUGCUUCCUUUUUUGCCAGAGGGUACAUCACAAAUCAAAUAUUCAAGCCUCUCCAAUUUCAUUACUAAUCCAAUUCUCCUAAUUGAAACUCGCGCUGAAGUUCCUGGGUACUAAUACACAUCCCUAUGGAAGACUGCGAAAACCAUUGCAAAACAAGAAGGCGUGAUGAGCUUCUUUAAAGGGGGUCUCACUUGCUCAAUUAAAGACAGUCUAUUCGCAGGAGUACAAAUUCACCAUGAACAUUAGAUCUAUUAUGUCGUUUACAGGAAGAUGCACGAAAUGUUCUUAACAGCUGAUUCAGGCUUUUCCCCUUCAGUCACCUUCCUCUCCGGAAUGAUCGCCGGCCUAGUUGGCACUUGCGCAAGUCACCCCUUUGAAAUUCUCAGAGCAAGGCUAUAGACCAAUUAUUAUCAUGAUCAGAUGACCAUCAUGGAAAGAUUCAAAAGCACAUAUCAAAACGAAGGACUAUAUGGGUUCGCUAUUCUUACUAUAUGCUUAGAUUUUCUAAAGGUCUCAGUCCCAGAUUAGUUCGAAAGCCCUUAGCCAAUUCGAUUUCAUUUCUUCUUGUAGAACAUUUAAAUCACCUCUUGUAUGGUACUUAAUUUCACUUUUGA
Molecule: messenger RNA, 945 nt
Organism: Paramecium octaurelia
Lineage: Eukaryota; Ciliophora; Oligohymenophorea; Peniculida; Parameciidae
Source: the annotation of a GenBank genome assembly